GGGCUCGGAACUUGCACCGGGUACCGGCGGCUGCUGAGGGAGCGUGACUGCUGGGCGCAGGGUUCUAGGACGCUUUGUCGCCGCACAGACCCCUUUGUGAGCAGCAGACCAGCCUGAAGGCUGGGAGCCCGACACCCACGUCUGCAUGCUGAGGAAGAUGGGUGAGGCCGUGGCCAGAGUUGCGAGGAAGGUCAACGAGACGGUGGAAAGCAGCUCAGACACCCUGGACCUGGCUGACUGCAAGCUUGUGUCUUUCCCCAUCUGCAUCUACAAGGUCCUGAGGAACGUCUCCGACCAGAUCCACCUCAUCACACUGGCUAACAAUGAACUCAAGUCCCUCACCAGCAAGUUCAUGACCACCUUCAGUCAGCUUCGAGAGCUUCGCCUGGAAGGCAACUACCUCCAUCGCCUCCCCAAUGAGGUCAGCAGCCUCCAGCACCUCAAGGCCAUUGACCUGUCCCGGAACCAGUUUCAAGACUUCCCAGAGCAGCUGACCACCUUGCCUGAACUGGAGACUAUCAACCUGGAGGAGAAUGAGAUCGUGGAUGUGCCUGUGGAGAAGCUGGCCACCAUGCCAGCUCUGCGCGUCAUCAACCUGCGCCUCAACCCCCUGAGCGCCGAGGUGCGCGUCAUUGCCCCGCCUCUCAUCAAGUUUGAUAUGCUCAUGUCUCCAGAGGAUGCUCAGGCCCCUCUGCCUUAGGACACACACUCCCUGCGCUCACCCAGCAAGGGACGAAGGCUACUGGCCUGCCAACCUGAGGGGAGGGACGCCCAUGGGAGGCCAGGCUUGGGGAGCGGGGUGGGUGGGCCAGACAGCAUACAGUGGGAGGGGACGCAACUAAGCCAAGAGAAGGUAGCUUAGCACUAUAGUGAGCCCUGGUGCUCCAGAGGAAGGAGGCUAGGUGAGUCUAGAGCCUGGGCUCGGGGCCCCACAGCUGCUGUACUGACUUAGGUAGGUUUCUGUCUCUCUCCAAGCUUGGUUACUUGGGAGGAGGAAUGGUACUGGAGAGCAUUUCCUGCGUGGGGCCCCUCUGCGGUUCUGCCUCCAUGCCGACAGACACCCUCCAAGCUGGUGGAUGAGCCUUCUAUGGGUGUUUUAUGGACCUUAUGAUCUGGUUUGAGAGCCAGUCACCAUCCUGAGAAGACACCACCUCUGACUCUGUCGCCUUCUGAGGACUGAACGCAGCCCUUCUUCUAAAAGAUGCCCUUCAUGGUGCCGUGUCCUGACCAUCAGAGUGCCUGGACUGGUGGAGCCUGAACUGGAGUUUAGAUGCCUGGAUCCUAUGCUUGGGUCCUGUGGCAGGAGUGCCUAUGAAGAAACCUAUAGACAUCUGGCUGGGGUACAGAGGGUCAGCUCCAGGGAACUGGGAAGACAAGGGAAGGAAGUUCUAUGCAUGCUUGUCUGUCCUUCCCUGAUAAUGGCCCGGUAUAGCCAGGCAUCAUCCCCAGGGCCACAGGAGAUGUGGCCCGGAGAAGACAAAACCAUCUUCACCUGUGACUUUGACCUGAGGUCCUUAGGUGACCUUCUUCACCAUGGCCUCCCUCUGGUAGCAACCUGGUUGCCUUGCCUUGGCCCCGGACCACCAGCCUCAAGGCUAUCACCAUAAUCACCAAUGACCUGUCAUCUCGAGGACCUUUGUCUGUGACCUAGUGGGUAGCCAGAGAAUAGGGUGGCUGUCCCAGUCUUCUCAGAACUGUGGAAUUUCCCAGGAGGUGGCUGGGCACUUUACCCCCUAAUAAGGCCUAUACUUGGGGACAUCCCUGCCCUCCUCAAUCUCCAUGUGUCUUACCUCCUCACCUGAGCAAUUAGGUCUAUCAGCUGCCCCGGCUCUGGCCGGUUUAUAGCUUAGUGUAGGUCUGUGGAGGUCAUGGGGGCCCCAGGGCACAGGUAAGGCUGGGCCACUUCAUCUCCAAGGCUUUACAGUAUAGAACUGGCACUGCUGCUCAGAGAAGACACCUGUCCUAGAGUGUGUCUGGGUCCCUGCCCUCUCAGAGUGCUCCUAGAUCUUGGUAAGGAUGCCAUAGGGACAUUGCUGGUACCACUGAGGGCUGUGUAUCCUAAGAGAAACCUCGCCCAUUCUGCUCUCAUCCCAAGCCCAGCCAGCCAGAUGAGGUAGACACAGGGGCCGGACAAGGGGUGGGUGCAGCCCAGACUGACUGGCUUCUCCCACCCUGUGUCCCUAAGUUGGGGAUUUCCCCUUGUUGAAGAAGAGAGGGGCUUCUCUGGGGUGUAAGAGGGAUCCCAUGGUUGGAGCCUAGCAACUCCCAAGUGUGGACAGACUAACACCACCGUUCUGGAAAUGUGGCCUCUGAUGGUAUGCAUCUGUGGGUCCAGCACUUGGGAGGCUAGGACUGCAGGGUUGUAGGUGUGGGGCCAGCCUGUGUUGCACAAGAGCCUGCUUCAACACCAUGACAGCAGACAGAAGAAAAGCAAAGGUGUCUGGCGUAGUGGUGCCCACUUGGAAUCCCAGCCCUCAGAAAGUGGAAGCAGGAAGUGUCAGGAGUGCUAGGCCAGCCUGGGCCAAGAGUAAAGCAGCUCUGGGCUGUGGGAGAUACCAUCUCAGUCAAGUAAAAGGGAAACUAAAAAGCAGGUUCUCGGGCCUCACACCAAUUUCUGAGUCAGAGCUGUGUCUUAAGAACCAUUGCUGGUUCCUUCCGUGGGGUCACAGAGGACCUGGAUAGCCUGUAUAAACAGAGACUGCUUGUUUAUUUCCCGGCACUUCAGGCCCAAAUGAAGAUACAUUAAUUAAUUACAACACUGUUUAGCUCAGGUACCUUAUUAACUAACGCUUACAUCUCAAUCCAUUUCUGUUAAUCUGUGUAUCACCAUGAGCCUAUGACUUACUAGUAAGGGUAUGGCAGGCAUCUUUCUCCUUCGGUGACUACAUGGCAUCUCUCUGACUCCGCCUAUUCCCUACAUAUAUCUCUGUUCCGAUUUCCUGCCUGGAUCUAUUCUGCCCUGACAUAGGCCCAAAGCAGAUUCUUUAUUAACCAAGGGUAUUCAGAGCAUACAGAGGGAAAUCUCACAUCAUGCCUGGGCAUGUCCCAAUGCGAGCGCGCACACACACACACACACACACACACACACACACACACAAACAUGGAUCUGACUGUAUGCUUAGCCUCCCACUGACAGUACUGGAAGGCGCUUGCAAUUUAGAUCAUUUCUCAGUAUUUGCAUCAUUGGGAUGGUCACUAUAGAGAUGACCAGAUGAUGGUUGGUGUGUCCUGACAUCCCACCCCACCUCUAGUUCAUCCUGCAUGCCAGUUAGGGUUGCUUCUGGAAGUUGUCUGUGCUGCCUAGACAUUAUGAUCUGGCCUGUCUGGGCAAGCUUAGUCAGAAACCUCCAGGUCCAGGCUCAGAGAGUGAAGAAGCCCUUCGCUUCAGUCUGCAAUAAAGGAUGGAUGUGUUAAUCUCAUCUGCCUGGCUAGUGUUUGGUUUUUCCUUUUUCAUUCUUUCCCAGUGUGUAUGUGUGAUAUUUGAUUUGUUCCCCCAGCACAGACCCUGGGGGUCGGGGUCCGGAUGUCAUCAGCCCACCUUUGAAGGGGGGCUGGUCCUGGUGGAAAAAGCUUGAGUUGCGGAGUUUAGUUCUCCAAGCAUCAGCUGCUAGUCAUUAGAUCAGCUGGGCCUGCCUACUGAGUCCUUCGGGAGUGAACUGUGGACGUUCCCUCAGGGAAGGAGUUGGUAGAGAAGGUCAUUAGAUCCAACAUCUGAGAUGCCAGCCGCUCUCUGAGCCAUCUGUAUGCAAGUCUGUAGGUUAGGGAGUGUUAACUGAGAGUCUCUAUCAAUACGGCUACAAGGAAGUCAUUAUCUAUGCUGGGUAAAGAUUUUCCAAUGAGGCUUU
Arvicola amphibius (Eurasian water vole) is the source of this 3845-nucleotide messenger RNA. It is a transcript of the gene Lrrc20, whose product is annotated as leucine rich repeat containing 20. The transcript is spliced from 5 exons. Gene Ontology annotation, molecular function: protein binding. Lineage: Eukaryota; Metazoa; Chordata; Mammalia; Rodentia; Cricetidae. The coding region runs from base 146 to 700 and encodes 184 amino acids. The record is from RefSeq and is a predicted model, not a curated record.